GGUACGGGCUGGACCUGUUCUCCGCCGACCUGCACGCGCCGACAGAGGACCCGAUCGCCCUGGUCCGCAGCCACGUGAGGGGCUGCCAGGAGGUGUUGCUGGUCCUCGACGGAGAGGGUCUCGCCCUGCAGAGGGCCUGGGUGCUUUUCGAGGCGCUGGUCGCUUUCGAGCUGGGGAAGAAGCUGGUGGUGCGAUGUUGCUCCCCGGGCGGCUUCGGCACAACCGAGGGCGACGUGGUGGCCUGGGAACGGCGCGUUGACGCCGCCGAUUGGGACCAGGCCGAGACGACGCGGCAGUCGGACAGGAAGCGGCUCCAGGCCUACGCCCAGCGGGCACUUGACGUGCAUGGCAGAGGGGUGGAGCGCCUGAUGGCCCAGCUGAAGCUGCAGCUGCGGAGGGACAUCUACGGCCAGAUACUCAUAGGGGCAGUCGAGCGUGGUGACCGGCGCGCCGUGGAGGCCGCGCUGGACCGGGGCGCGAACCCGGAGCAGCAGGACGCGCUGGGCAACCUCGCGGAGGAGCUGGCCGCCUUCGCCGGGCACACGGAGCUGGAGGAGCUUCUCUUCGAGAGGCGUGUGGGAGGCCGACAACACGCCCGCCUUUCCGCUUUUUUCAUCCACGGGCCACGACCGUCCCCGCCGACCUGGCCGCGGUGGCGGCGCGGAUGUCGCCGGAGCUGGCCGAGGCCGUGGAGCGUGCGGCGCCGCGGCCAGCCGAGCCCGCCGAGGCCGAGGCGGCGGCGGCGGAGGUUGCUGGCGCCGGGCAGGCGCCUCCCAGCGGCGGCGGCGGCGGCCUGCUGCCCUUCCUGACGGAGCCGCAGGGCCUGGCCGCAGAGGCGGCCGUGGCCGUGCGGUAGCCCCGGGCGGCCCCGUGGGCCUCGGAGGCGGCGCCGUCGCGGGCUGCCGCCCGCCAAGGCGCCCUUUGUCCUGGCGCCCUCCCGCCCUCGGCGACAAGAGCGGGCGUGGUUGCUCGUUGAGCCCCUGGCGACCAUGCGGCGUCGUUGCGGGCUCCCGUCCUCCUGCCUUGUUGUAGAGGGCUCUGCUCUACCUCGACCCUGAGGCCCUCACGCUGGGAUUGAAACAUCGUGUCGUCGGAGCUCAGGGCUCCUCGAUCCUCCGCCAGCGCCCCGCUGCGAAUUCGCCGCCGCCGCGCUGAGGCGGCGCGCCACGCGCA
Molecule: messenger RNA, 1173 nt
Organism: Prorocentrum cordatum
Lineage: Eukaryota; Dinophyceae; Prorocentrales; Prorocentraceae
Source: the annotation of a GenBank genome assembly